This is a messenger RNA of Babesia ovata, 852 nucleotides long. RefSeq lists its product as uncharacterized. The coding region runs from base 1 to 852 and encodes 283 amino acids. The record is from RefSeq and is a predicted model, not a curated record. The transcript has a single exon. Lineage: Eukaryota; Apicomplexa; Aconoidasida; Piroplasmida; Babesiidae.
AUGGCGGGGGCAAAUGCCGCAUCCAAUAAUCCUUGUGGAUGUGCUAAAGAAACAUAUGCGAAAAGCCACAACCCGGAUUGUGUUGAGCCCAGUUGUAAGGAGUGCAAGGUCUGCUGUGAUGAGUACUGUGGAUACUGCAAGAAGGAGUGCAAAGCUGGAACUGAUGGCAAGAAAUGCAAAUGUCGUCUUUAUCGCUGUGCUUGUCCGGAGAGUUGUUAUGGCGAAGAUGGCGACGAUAACCCAUGUAAGGGUGGGAAUAACAAUUGUGAUCGCUGCAAAAAGAGAUGCACAGAAAACAACCUAGGUAAAAGAUGUAUAUGUGUGCUCUGUAACUGCGGAUGUAGUUACGGACUUUGUAAUUGCUGCAUUUGGUGCCCCGAUAGCAAAUGUGACGGUAGAGGCACAUGCGACGGCUUCGUGCUGAAACAGACUGUAAAGGUGCCAUGCGAAUCAGGGAAAUGCAAAGGACAUGGCGUUAGGAAAGAUAAACCGUGCGAAGAAGGUGCAUGUCCAACGCACGGGGAAGAAAUACAAUAUAAUUGCUUCUUCGCCAAAGAGUUCGAAAACGGCAAAUGCAUCGCCCGCUGCAACGACUGCGGUGGACUAUGCGGGGCACACGUAUUUUACUGCAUCGGUUCAAUGAUCGUUGCUGUCACUGUGCUUAUAUUCGCCAGCUUCAUUGCCUGGAAUACGUAUCCGGAGAAAUUCCGCAAGGUGUUCUAUGGACUACGUGCUGCAUUUGCCAACUCGACAAAAAGUUCCGGCGCAUCCACGAACCUUGCCGGCGGAAGGAUUCACGAGGAGAUGGACACUGAUGAAUACUCCGCCUUCCCGUUCAAGGGCCUGAUGUAG